GUUCGCCCUAAUCAUAGGUGGUUGUUAUCAUUAUGUCAAAUUGAAACUGUUCAACAACAUAUUGUGUUUGUGUUCUGUUCCUCCACGUUCCACACACUCUCUCUCUCUAACACCAUUCAUUAAUUUCCCACAAUGUCUCUAACCAUCAAGUUACAAUCUUUUCCUCACCUUAACAACAUCAACCACAACAACCAUGCAAAAAACAUAAUAAAAAACAAAACUUUUUCAAACCAAAACAACACUAAGAUUCUUCUACACAAACCCAUUUUUGGUUACAAUCCAUUGAUCAUUACAAAGUGUACUAAACUCAAUAAAAGAAUGCAAGGAAGUUUCAUGAUCAAGAGUUCUUUGAUUGAGCCAGAUGGAGGUGUAUUGGUUGAUCUUGUUGUUCCUGAGAAUCAAAGAGAUUCUAAAAUACUUGAAGCUAAGUCACUUCCAUUUGUGAAACUAACAAGGGUUGAUUUUGAAUGGGUUCAUGUGAUUUGUGAAGGUUGGGCUAGUCCUUUGAAAGGGUUCAUGAGGGAAAAUGAGUAUCUUCAAAGUUUGCAUUUUAAUUCAAUUAGGUUGGAAGAUGGUUCUUUUGUGAAUAUGUCACUUCCUAUUGUUUUGUCUAUUGAUGAUGAGACUAAGGGGAAAAUUGGGUCUUCUUCUAAUGUUGGGUUGAUUGGACCUGAUGGAGAUUGUGUUGGUAUUCUUAGAAGCAUUGAAAUCUUCAAGCAUAACAAAGAAGAAAGAAUAGCUAGAACUUGGGGAACAACUGCUCCGGGAUUGCCUUAUGUUGAGGAGGUCAUUGCUCCGGCCGGAAAUUGGCUUAUUGGAGGAGAUUUGGAAGUGCUAAAACCUAUCAAAUAUAAUGAUGGUCUUGAUAACUAUAGGUUAUCUCCAAAACAACUUCGUGAAGAAUUCGAUAGGCGUAAAGCUGAUGCAGUUUUUGCCUUUCAGUUGAGAAAUCCUGUUCACAAUGGUCAUGCCUUGUUAAUGAAUGAUACUCGUCAGCGCCUAUUAGACAUGGGUUAUAAAAAUCCGAUUUUAUUGCUUCAUCCUCUUGGAGGUUUCACAAAGGUCGACGAUGUGCCGUUAGAUGUCAGGAUGGAGCAACAUAGCAAGGUCCUAGAAGAUGGAGUUCUUGAUCCCGAGACUACCAUAGUGGCCAUAUUUCCAUCACCUAUGCAUUAUGCAGGUCCAACUGAAGUACAAUGGCAUGCAAAGGCACGGAUAAAUGCAGGUGCUAACUUCUAUAUUGUUGGCCGCGAUCCCGCUGGUAUGGGUCACCCAACUGAGAAAAGGGAUUUGUAUGACCCUGAUCAUGGGAAAAAGGUCCUUAGCAUGGCUCCAGGUCUUGAGAAGCUUAACAUUUUGCCAUUCAGGGUUGCAGCUUAUGAUACUAGGGACAACAAGAUGGCAUUUUUCGACCCUAGCCGUUCUAAAGAUUUCCUCUUUAUAUCUGGAACCAAGAUGAGGUCUUAUGCAAAAAGUGGUGAGAAUCCACCAGAUGGAUUUAUGUGUCCAAGUGGAUGGAAAGUUCUUGUAAACUAUUAUGAAAGUGUGCAAACAGAAGAAGCAUCACAACAGCCUGUGUUAUCUCCUUAGACAUAACCAUCUUCUUCUAGAAGUUUUUUUGCAUCAACUAAUUGAUUCUAGAGCAAGAGUUUUAAGAGUAAAGUUAAUUAAGGGAGUACCAAUUUUUAUGCAUGGUCUUCCAGCAUCAAUGAUCAAGAAUUUUGUAACAUAUUGAAAAUUAUGUUUCUUUUGCUAAUGAAUUUACUAUGAUUAAAGAGUUUGUUGUGUUGUAUUAAGCUUAUUAUUGUUGAUGAAAUCAUGUAGCUACUAUGAGUCUCUUUGAACUAUCAAUUAAAUAAAAGGAGAAGAGAAAUUUAGCAUA
Molecule: messenger RNA, 1882 nt
Organism: Cicer arietinum (chickpea)
Lineage: Eukaryota; Viridiplantae; Streptophyta; Magnoliopsida; Fabales; Fabaceae
Product: ATP sulfurylase 2
Biological process (GO): sulfate assimilation
Molecular function (GO): sulfate adenylyltransferase (ATP) activity; adenylylsulfate kinase activity
Source: RefSeq, a predicted model, not a curated record